CGUGGUCUGUAAUUAGGUUCUUCAUAAGGAGUAGAAUUAAAAAUAUCACUGAGUAAAUCGUCUGUCUGCCCAUAUUGUAGCGGAAACGCUUCAGUCACCUUCGCCAGUGAAGGUUGGUCCGCUCUCCGUCAGCAGAGGAGGGAGGGUCAACAUGGCGUCCGAGGAGGAGAGCUCCAAUGGCCCUGUGAAGAAGUCCAUGCGUGAGAAGGCCAUAGAGAGGCGCAACAUCAACAAGGAGCACAACAGCAACUUCAAAGCGGGCUAUGUACCCAUAGAAGAAGAACGUCUUCAUAAGACCGGGCUGAGAGGACGCAAGGGAAACAUGGCUGUUUGCAUCAUAGUGCUCCUCUUCCUGCUCGCCUUAAUUAAUCUCAUUAUCACACUGGUAAUAUGGACGGUGAUCCGAAUCGGCCCAAACGGCUGCGACAGCAUGGAGUUCCACGAGAGCGGCCUGCUGCGCUUCAAACAGAAGGCCGACAUGGGAAUUGUUCAUCCUCUGCACAAGAGCACGGUCGGCGGCCGCAAAGACCAGGACCUGGUCAUCGUGGGCAACAACAACCCAGUUGUGUUCCAGCAAGGCAACACGAAGCUGAGCGUGGAAAAGGACAAGACCUCCGUCGUCAGCGACGUCGGCAUAUCCUUCACAGACCCUCGGACGCAGACAACUUUCUUCAGCACAGACUUUGAAAACCACGAGUUCCACCUGCCCAAAGGAGUCAAAGUCCUCAGUGUUAAAAAGGCGUCCACUGAAAGGAUCACUAGCAGCGCAUCAUCUGACCUGAACAUCAAGGGAGACACUAAGGCCAUCAUUCGCGGUAAUGAGGGAGUGAACAUCAUGGGCCGCACUGUGGAGUUUAAAAUGGGUGGAGACAUUGAGCUCAGAGCUGAGAACAGCAUUGUCCUCAACGGCUCAGUGAUGUUCAACGCCACACGCAUUCCCAGCUCCACAGACCUGACAUUCAACGACGGCCUGGAGAGGUACAAGCUCUGCAUGUGCGAAGAUGGGACUCUGUUCCGUGUACUGGUGAAGUUCCCCAACAUGGGCUGCCAGAUCUCAGACAACCCGUGUGGGAAAGCUCACUAGCGCCACCGUUCCAUCCGCCUGCAGUCGUUCGACUGUGAAAUCAGACAAACCUCUUCCAAACCUGCACAUUUUGGACCGAGUUCAGUUUAAGUUUGAGUUUAACCUGGCGGUUAAGUUGAGCCGUUUCUCUGAGUGCCACAUUUACAUUUUAUUACAAAUCUACCCAAAGAUAUUACGGGAGUUCGUAAAAAUAAAAAAA
Messenger RNA from Poecilia latipinna (sailfin molly), 1283 nucleotides. It is a transcript of the gene sgcb, whose product is annotated as sarcoglycan, beta (dystrophin-associated glycoprotein). Gene Ontology annotation, biological process: muscle organ development. The transcript is spliced from 6 exons. Gene Ontology annotation, cellular component: sarcoglycan complex; sarcolemma. The coding region runs from base 152 to 1084 and encodes 310 amino acids. The record is from RefSeq and is a predicted model, not a curated record. Lineage: Eukaryota; Metazoa; Chordata; Actinopteri; Cyprinodontiformes; Poeciliidae.